Rhodofomes roseus is the source of this 420-nucleotide messenger RNA. Its product is annotated as RlpA-like double-psi beta-barrel-protein domain-containing protein-containing protein. NCBI's taxonomy places the organism in Eukaryota, Fungi, Basidiomycota, Agaricomycetes, Polyporales, Fomitopsidaceae. The coding region runs from base 1 to 420 and encodes 139 amino acids. The record is from RefSeq and is a predicted model, not a curated record. The transcript is spliced from 4 exons.
AUGUCCCGCUUCGCUAUGCUCGCUGUUUUCCUCGGUACCCUCACCUCUAUCGUCACCGCCACGCCCAUCGACGGCGGCGAGAUUGAAGUUCUCGAGAAGCGUGUCACCCAUACCGGAAAGGCCACGUAUUACUACCCAGGCCUCGGGGCCUGCGGCGAGACCGACGGUAACAACGACCCCGUCGUCGCCAUUUCUCACCUCAUCUACGGCAGCGGCGGAAACUGCUUCCAGUAUAUGCAGAUCACUAACCCGGCCACGGGCACCAGCCAGUACGCCAAGACCGUCGACGAAUGUGAGGGCUGCGGCCAGUACGACAUCGAUCUGAGCCCCUCUCUCUUCGAGUCCCUGGGUGCUCCGCUCUCUCAGGGCGUUAUCAACGGUGUUGAGUGGCACUUUAUGGCUAAGGGAUGGAGCCCGUAA